AUUAAGGAAAUAGACGCUUCUUCAAAAUUUGAAAUACUCAUACUGUUACAUGGAAUUUAUAGAGUAGACCAAAGGAUAAUAAAUGGCUUCAGGUGACGGAAACUGGAAUUCGUUCAUGUACAAAUCAGACAGCGGAAGAUACCGUCAAAAAAAUUCUACUAUAUUCUACAAUCACUGGCUACCUAAUAACCAAGAAGAUUUAUUGCCAGAAAAACUGGAUUUGGAAGACGAGAACCUGCCCGAUAUUUAUGAAGAAUUUGAUACUUUAGUACACGCCACAACAUUAGAAAAUGCUAAUGCGAUUUUGAGGGAUGGCUUCAAACCUAGACCAGUUGUCGACAACUCUGUUGUCAAUGACACAUAUAGGUUGAUGAACUGGUCUGGAGGGGAAAUAAUUCCCAGGCCACAGCACCCCGUACGAGAUGUCAACAUCCUAUGGUAUGGCCCAUGCACAUUUCAACAACUACAAGACCCUACCUAUGCAAUGAAGAGAUAUGGUAAUGUGGUAUUCAGUAUGAACUCUUUGUUUGGAUACGAGGGAUUAAUACGUAAAGGUUUGAAUUUAUACUUUAUUGAAGUAAUAGAGUAUCUUACCAGUUCUGCCAGUAGGAUCUUGGUUUCGCAUCGAGAUUAUCCAACUUUAAGGAAGUUUGAUCCGUACAAAUUAGGAGGUCCACUGUAUAUAAAAGAGACACGUUCAGGACACAAGUUCUACUAUACCUCUAGUCUUAAACGUUGUGAUGGACAGAUAGUCAAAAAUGUUCUAGAAAUCAUGCAAGAAGAAUUCAACAGAUCGGGUUAUUUUAAGAUUGAUGAGCUGCGGUUGAAUAACCACUUUGUCAGUUUUUGCUACUGCAAGGAGGCUAAGAAAGAUGUCUCAGAUCUUGUUGUACCUUUUGAUCCUGCAGAGGUCAAAACAGAGGAUGGGAUUAUGCCACAUUUGCUGCCAAAUAUAUUAAAACUUGCCAUCACUCUAGCCACAAGCAGAAAUUCAAACAAAAUCCUGCUACUAACACAGUUUCCUGGUGAACAAACAAGGGAUAAAAAACUUCGAGAGGAGCUGGAAAGAGUACAUCAAGAGGCAAGCAGAAAAUACAGAGAGGUUGUAAAGGAGGGGUUAAAUACAGCAUCUCUCAUUGAUAUGGCAGUCCAAGGCAUCACGUGCAUGAGUAAACAAGACAUUGUACAGUCCUAUUUACAUAUGUUGAUGCUCAUUCCAGAGUCACAUCACUCAGAGCUAACAGAAUCGUUAUGGAAAAAGAUAUCAAGCGUAUUGAUGGACCCAAUAACGGAGUAAAUGCUGCUAGAUUACGAGAUUCCGCAUGUGUUGUACAGUAAAACAGGAAGACAUUUCCUUUGUUGAGUUUCAACAUGAUUAUUGACUGUUUAGGAAAUAACUCCCAAAGACAGUGGACUUAAGUAAAUGUCUAGAAGGUACAAGAUAUUAAGAACAGAGUUAAAUACUAAUACUAGCAUUAAAUGCACCCCCACUUUGUUCAGAUCUAGAAAAUGUAAUUGAUUUCAAAAUAUUUAUAAUUUUAUCAAUUUAUCAUACAUGCACAGGCAAUCUUUCAUGUUUUUGAAUAUAUUUACCAGUAAUUAAAUUAAAUGUUUUUCAUUGUGUUUUAUAAAUAUGUCAGUAAAAUAAAUCAUUUACUUACUUACUCUUAGGAAACAUGUUGUUACUGGUACAUAAACUAUAUUUUGUCCCACAGGUUUAGGGACAUUGUGUUUCCUCAGUUUCCCUAUAAGAAAUUAUUGUUACAUGUUUAAUUUCAGAGGUUGAAAAAUUUAAGGAGCUUUGUUCCAUUUUGUGAUGCCUGGUAAUGCUGUAAACCUUUUCUGCAUCAAAUUUGAUUUAAUAGGUCUGUUAUUGUAUUCAUUAUUAUUUAUUCAUUAUUCAAAUGUUUGAUGCAUCAAAUUUGAGGAAGUACCAGUAAAGACUACAUUUUUGUUAAUUUUUUUCUUUUUAAAAUACAUGGAUUUUUUUUAAUUUGAUAUCCGUUCAAAACUCUUGGUAAUAAAUGCUGAAUUUUUGGGGUCAAAGAACACCUGGUUUAUUAUUUUGUAAAUUAAAAAUAACUCGGAAAAUUAUUAUAAGUGGCAAAAAGUGCAGGGUAAUGUUCUAUGAGAGCUCUCUUUUGGUAACUUUGU
Saccostrea cuccullata (small rock oyster) is the source of this 2154-nucleotide messenger RNA. RefSeq lists its product as uncharacterized. The record is from RefSeq and is a predicted model, not a curated record. Bases 83 to 1297 code for a protein of 404 amino acids. The transcript is spliced from 2 exons. Lineage: Eukaryota; Metazoa; Mollusca; Bivalvia; Ostreida; Ostreidae.